This is a messenger RNA of Geodia barretti, 195 nucleotides long. The record is from the annotation of a GenBank genome assembly. NCBI's taxonomy places the organism in Eukaryota, Metazoa, Porifera, Demospongiae, Tetractinellida, Geodiidae.
AUGGCUCCUACUACACCGGCCACACAGACAACCUCGAGCACCGCCUCCAGCAGCACUACGACGGCGUAUUCGGAUACACCGCCUCCCGGAAACCCUUAUCGCUGGUAUAUUCCUGUCCCUUUCCGACCCGAGCGGAGGCCCUGGAGUCCGAACUGCGGAUCAAGGGCUGGAGUCGAACGAAGAAGGAGGCUUUGA